CAUCAAGGUGCAAAGAGCAGCUAAUAAGCCCAAGAGGGGUGGAAAGGACCCCCUCCUGCCCCAGAAUAUGCACUGGCAAAAAUGUGAGUUCUGGACUCUUCUUUUUUUAAAAUAAUAAUAAUAACUAGAAUGCAAAGAUAGGCUCUGGGAGUAAACCCUACUGAAUUCAAUAGGACGCAUUGCUGAGUAGACAUUGUUAGGAUUGCACUGUUGAACAGUACUGUAGCAAAACUAUAGAGGAAGAACUGCUAAUUUUAAUUAUCCUUUUGGAUUUUCCAAAGUGCUUCUCAGUUUUUAUUGUAUUGGAACCGUUCUGAGGUAGGUCUUUAUUCUUAUUCACAUAUUGCAGCUGGGGGGGGGCGACUGAGGCUGAGAGUUUGUGACUUAAGCAGAGAUGGCCCUGGAGCUCUUCCAGAUUAAAUCAUUCACAGCAUAAAAAGAAGAAGGUGUCAGGCUGAAGUCUUUUCCUCUUGCCCUCUGGCAUAUUUGGAACAAGCAGUGCUUACCGGGUGAUAAAUGGUGAGCACUUUGCAUACGCUCAGAUGAACACUGCUCUCUAGAACUACCUUGCAACGUUUUGUCAUUGAAUCCUGGCCGGCAACCAACAGAAUAGAAUUAACUCUUCUUACUCUUUUAACUCUCACCUUGGUACCGUUCAGCUUUGCUUCAAGUGCGCCUGCUAAGAAUCCACAGAUCUGAGGCUGACAGAUCUGUGACAAUGCCUUCAGAGAAGACGUUUGGCUUUUGUGUACUGGAAAGGCAAAUUAUCUGAACCAUCACUUGUUUUCUGGCACACAUACAAAUUCACGGUGCGAUUUAAAGCACAAUCCUGCAUAGGUUUACUUAGAAGCCAGUCCUGCUAAGUUGUUUUUGUUGUUGUUUAGUCGUUUAGUCAUGUCCGACUCUUCGUGACCCCCAUGGACCAGAGCACACCAGGCACUCCUGUCUUCCACUGCCUCCCACAGUUUGGUCAACCUCAUGUUAGUAGCUUCGAGAACACUGUCCAACCAUCUCGUCCUCUGUUGUCCCCUUCUCCUUGUGCCCUCCAUCUUUCCCAACAUCAGGGUCUUUUCCAGGGAGUCUUCUCUUCUCAUGAGGUGGCCAAAGUAUUGGAGUCUCAGCUUCAGGAUCUGUCCUUCCGGUGAGCACUCAGGGCUGAUUUCCUUAAGAAUGGAUAGGUUUGAUCUUCUUGCAGUCCAUGGGACUCUCAACAGUCUCCUCCAGCACCAUUAGGGCUUCAUAAUUGACUACUCUGAGAACAACAUGCUGAACUAGAGGGGACUUUGGUCUGAUCCAACAGGGCUCUUCUUAGAUCAUUACGUUCGUAACAUUCUUUCAUCCUCCAUCUCUGUAAAACGGUGCUUUAACUUCACCACUAUCCUUGGAAGCCUUAGGUAAGUUACAGUGGUACCUCAGGUUACAGACUCUUCAGGUUACAGACUUCGCUAACCCAGAAAUAGUACCUCGGGUUAAGAACUUUGCUUCAGGAUGAGAACAGAAACUGUGCUCCGGCGGCGCGGCAGCAGCGGGAGGCCCCAUUAGCUAAAGUGGUGCUUCAGGUUAAGAACAGUUUCAGGUUAAGAACGGACCUCCGGAACGAAUUAAGUACUUAACCCGAGGUACCACUGUAUUUAUUCUUAGCCUCAGUUCCUCACAUGAGAAAUGGGAACCCUCUGUAUGCUCCUAAUGGAAAGCUUGCUCGGCUGCAGGCAGAUAACACGAUGUUAUGACAUUUCCUGGGAUUCCACGUACCUUGGUUUUUAGAGAAUAACAGUGCCGUCCUUUACUGCAGGGGUUGACAGGCUUCAGGCUUGCAAGACCUGCCGUAUUUAUGCAAAUCUAAUGUGCCAUCGAAUCUAAUGUGCACCCUAAUUUUCUUCAGUGUAAACAACAACAACAAAAGCAAGACCUGAGUGCAACAGCAACACGCCCCAACUGUGAAUCCCACCAACUGCUAUUCAGAGACAUGUUGCCUCUGACAGAGCAAGUAGAGUAUAGACAGCAGGCUAGUAGCCAGGAGUAGCCUUCUUCACCAGGAGUUUAUGCAACCUUCUUUUAAAGCCAUCCAAGUUGGUGGCUGUAACUGCAGGCAGUGGGAGCAAAUGUCAUGGGUUAACUAUGCACUAUGUGAGAUAACACCUGCUUUGGUCUGUCCUGAACCUUCCAACAUUCAGCUUCUUUGAGAGAGGGAUAAAGACUGUCCGCUUUCUCUAGACAAUGCAUAAUAUCAUUUACCUCUGUCACGUCCCUUUUUUACUCACCUUUAUUGGCGAGUCGAUUUACUUUCUGUGGAGCAAGCAAAUUUCCAGCAUGUAUAAUGCAGAGAGAAUAUUUCCAAUGCUUUUGUCAGAUUAGUCACCAUGAAUCAAAUGUCACUGAAUGAUUCACAAUUGCAGCAAUGCUAUUUUUUUUUUAAAUGACAACAGUGGUUGCCAACCAAACAAUUUCCAUUUUAGAAAGUGAAUCUUAUCUUUUGCAUCUGCCUUCAAAAAAUGUCAAAUAAUCAGCAAAGAGUUAAGGGGAAUGGCAUCGAUCAGGCCACUGGCAGCUGCUGUUGGGCUAUUGCAUUUGAGCAUGUGCAGAAUGCCUGUUAACACAGAGCAACUACAGGGUACCCAACCACCUUUAUUUCUUUCACUCCUUCUUUUCUAUAUAGCAUAAAUUCAAAGUGGCUGACAAAUCAGAAAAAGCAGGUAAAAGUACAGUAUGUACAUCCAUCAACAGGGACAGACGAAGCUUUCAGCUUUGGUUCUCUCUGUUUCUUACUUUCCCAAAUCUUAAGCACAGUUCUCCUCAUUUCUGUUCGUUUAUUAUGUUUAUUUAUUUUUAAAGUUCUCAUGAAAUUUAAGUGCCAUUUAAGUGCACAUUUUGCCUAUUAAACUCAUGUUUGUAUGCAAUUCUCCUUUAAUAAAUGUUACUUUUGUUAUUUUUCACUAAUAUAUGCCUUUAUAGGCACGUCUUAUAUCAGGGAUGCCAUAUUUCUAAAAGUGAAAAUCCAGAUGCAAAAGUUGUUUAGCUUUUUAUGGCAAAAUCUCAAUAAUAAUAAUGAUGAUGAUGAAGAAGAAGUUUUUGAGCUAUUUUUAAGGAAAUUCGCCAAAAUCUACACUUCUGACAUGGGUUGCCAUUCGACUGAAUUUUCUCAGAUAUUUCAGUGAUUUCUGCCCGGACACAGUUUCCAACAGCCGAAUCCCGGCUAUGUCCUGGAAAUUCCAGGUGUAUGGCAGCCCUAUCUUAUACAAAUACAUUCUGGAGAACUUCGCUGCAAAAUUCGGAGAAGUGUGAAUUUCAAAGGAUAGUGGUGUUUUGGUCCGUGCAUUGUUUUGAAAAGUAUGAAUUAGGCUAUCUGAAUUUCUCCUCCAUCCCAAUUGGAACUGGAGGCUGCUACUCCAUUUGGUUCUUUGUUACCGCAAAUGCUUUUUUAAAAAAUGAACCUUUAACCAGCCACAUUCUGGCUGUGAACCAACACACACUUUGAAGUGCUUUCUUAUUUUGGGCAUUUGUGGAAAUGCCCAACAGACCACUAACAGUUAAUUUAUGGAAUAUGCUGCCACAAGAUGGCCACUGGCUUAGGGAGAUUUUAAAAAGAAUUAAACAAAUUCAUGGAGUAAAUGGUCCUAUCAAAGGACACAAAAUAGAACCCCAGGUUCAAAGGCAGUGUCCCUCUGUGUUAUGUACUGAAGUUCUCACCCUGGGCCAGCAGGGGGGAUACUGUAGAUAGUUUUCACUCAGGUCCACAUAUGCAAAUAAGGGAUUGAAAGUGACGUUCAGUGAUUGGACAGUUACAGAAAGUGGUUACUGUUGCAUUGUAGUGGAGCUCUAUAUAAGCAGGGUGGCUGAACCCUUCAGUUCAGUUCUGUUCUGGCCUGUGAAUAAACAAGAGCUAUUUGAAGAAUCACUGUGUUGUCUGAUAUGUUCACCCACAACUUAACACUGUGAGUACCAGGUGCUGGGGACAAACAGUGGGGGGGGGGGUUUCUGUCCUUCACACCCUGGUUUGGGGCUUUCCCAGAAGCAUCUUGUUGGUGACUGCUGGGGAAAGGAUGCAGGACCACGGAUCCAUUUAGCCCAGUUCUUAAACUGCCACUGUGCAAAUGAGUCCCCUUGGAAAUUCAGGACACCAAAUACUUGGACAUCCCGAGCACAGCCAGUUGAAAUGAAAAGGUGGAAGUCAAAUGUUUAUCCUUCACUGAUUCUGCAGCAGGUGAGGGUUAAGAACCCAGCUCUGAGAGUUCUUGAGAAGUGAGACUGAAAGAUGAAACCGUCAUGUGUGAUGUGUUCCAUCAUGUGCGCCUCCGUUCAGGCGAAGCCACCUUGGGAAAAGUUGGUGGGGGAAACAAACUUCAUUGAGGCUUCAUAAACCAGCUGCUUGACUGCCAUCAACAUCAGCAGUGUUCUUAAUAGAUUUCCCCACCUUGAAAUGUAAAAUGCAGCUAAGGAUGGGCAAAUCUGUCAAUUUCGGCUUCUCCCAGUUUAUAUGCAAUAUUGCCUACCAUGCACAGUUUUGCAAAUCAAUUUCCCCCAAUAUAAGGAAUCUUUGCAUGUUCUUUUCACUAACAUAUGCAGACUUUACCCUAGUACGUGCAUUUUUGAACGCGUUGCUUGGCUGGAGAACUGCACUGCAAAAUUCAGAGAAGGUUGAAUUUCGAAAGACAGCUGUGUUUCGAUUCACGUACCACUUCAGAAAGCAUAGAUUUGGUGUGUUUGCCUUUAAAUGGUGAACUGAACCAAAUUUCUGCCCCAUAUCUAAUUGUAGCACAGGGGGUGGCUAUGCUCUGCCUUCACGGUCAGAUCCAGUAAUGCUUCUGAAUACCAGCUGCUAGAAGGAGCGUCUCCACCCCCAUCAUUCAGCCCGGACACUGAGGUCCAAGCUCUGGUGGUUCCCUCAAUGCGAGAAGCUAAGUUACAGGGAACCAGGCAGAGGGCCUUCUCGGUAGUGGCGCCUGCCCUGUGGAAGGCCUCCCAUCAGAUGUCAAAGAAAUAAACAACUAUCUGACUUUUAGAAGACAUCUGAAGGCAGCCCUGUUUAGGGAAGCUUUUAAUAUUUGAUGAAUUGUUGCAUUUUAAUAUUUUGCUGGAAGCCGCCCAGAGUGGCUGGGGAAACCCAGCCAGAUGGGCAGGGUACAAAUAAUAAAUUGUUAUUGUUGUUAUUAUAGAGAGAGUUCUCUUGUGCUCAGGUCCUGCUUGCAAUUUUCCCACAGGUUGGCCAUUGUGAGAACAGGGUGCUGGGCUAGAUGGGCCAUUGGCCUGAUCUGGUAGGCUCUUCAUACACUCUUAUGAUUGGUAGCAGAGAGAGCCCAGCAUGAAACGUGACAUUUUCUCACUUCAUGUGUAUUUGCCAUUGUGCUGGAGGUCCGAGUCCAGUCCAAGGAGGUAUGGAGGCUGUCCGUCAAAGCUGAAGCAGGGUCCAAGGCAGGGAGUCGGGUGAGGUCAGGAACUCUGGCAGAAGAGCAAGGCAGGGUGCAGGAAGGAACAGGCAACCAACAAUGUUGCUCCCGCAACCUGGGACUGGGGCUGGCUGGCUUUUAUCUGUCCUGAGGCAUAGGGCGGCCCCGGUCCACAGGUGACUCGCCUCUCCUGGCCUUAGUUCCCUCCACCUCUCUGCCCUGAGCCUCUGCAGCUCAGGAGAGGCUAGAGGGUUACCGGACCCAGAGGCAACCUCAGCUUCCCCUGACGGGGCUGAGAGUGGAGCACCUGCAGGCAAUGGGUCCUCCAUCACCUCAGGAGCCAGAGCAGACUCAGCUGGUGCCUGCACCUGAGGAUCCAGCACAGGUGAGGACCCUUCAGGCUCAAGCCCCAGCCCCGGCUCAGCUGGUUCUGGAGGCGGGGAAUCCUGUGCAGGCUGGGAUUCCUCAGGUUCAGCCUCUGAGUCCGAAUCCCAGGCCAUCCCAGCCAUCAUGGCAGAGUGACCAAACCAUGUAAUGCCUGGAGCGGAGAUUGGCAUCCUCUGGAUCCCAACUUCCUUCUCCUUAUUUUUAAAACUGUAGCUUAAACCAGGAUAAGAUCAUAUCAUGGACCAGAGACCUCUUGGUCCUGGAAGUAUGUCAUGUGAUCCUGGAGAGCCAAUCUCAGGUCACGGCCCACUAUAUUGCAUCAGUGACUCGCAUUCCCUCAGAGCGGCAUAUCUUUGUUGGAGAGGGACACAGCUAUACUUCUUGGCUGCCGCCCAACCCCUUGUUGCCUCCCAAACCUGCCUCUUCAUCAUUUCCCUGGCCAGGAACCUCAAGUCCAGGAACUGUGAUGCUGUCUUAACAUGUCUAGGAUAUACAUAUAAGCAAAGACCCUGCUUUAAGAGAUACCUUUCCCAUUUAGGCCAAUCUUGUCACAAAACCAGAAGUUGCAAUCUAUUGAGGCAGUUCACCUGUCCAUCUAGCUCAGUGUUGCUUACACUGACUGGCAGCAGCUCUCUAAGGUUUUGGACAGGGAAUCUCUCCCAGCCCUACCUGGAGAUGUCAGGGACUGAAGCGGGGACUUCUGCCAUUGAGGUAUUAGCCUUCUACAAAGGCAAGUAUCUUUGCAUACUCAGCCAGACAAUGGCUCUCUAGGAUCUACAGCAGAGGGCUUUCCCAUUAUCUGUUACCUGGUCCUUAAGACUGGAGAUGCCAGGGAUUGAAUCUGGGACCUUCUGGCAGACAAAUCCGAUUCAGUUAAUAUUUAAUUUGCACUUUCUGAAACAGUGCGAGAACCAAAAUGCAGCCGCCUUUCGGCAUUUGCACACCAGAUUUUGCAGUGCAGUCCUCUAACCAAGCGAUGUGUACAAAAACGCACAAGCUAAGGAACUGCAUGCCUUAAAAAGUGCAUAAAUGAAAAUAGCAUCCAUAAAUGCAGUAUGUUAGAGGAAGCUGUUUUGCAAAAAAUAUGCAUAUCAGGCAUAAUUGCACAGAAAAGAAAGUGUCUAUUAUGAAAAAAUUGCACAGAAAUGAAUCACAACUGAUGUGGAAAUGUGAAGAAUUGAAGACUGGAAGAAACAAAAAUUGACAAGAUUCACCCAUCCCUACCACUGAGAGAGCUAUCAUUCCCUCUGUGCAAGCACCAUCAUGGCUGGACUCCUCAGUAUCCAGGAGACUGCAACCUUUCCGGUUGUUGCAACCUAACCAUUCUAGCACUCAGAGCUAAGCACUGGACAUAGGCCACUACUGCUUUGUCUUGGUGGGGUUUUUCUCUUCUGCCACAUGCGCCAAUAAGGCCCGUGCAAAACGCUUUUCCACGUGCUCUGUCAGCCAUAUACUCAGAAUUCGCCUGUGCUAUAACCAGCUCUACUUUUGCUCAAGGGCUUUUGAUCACUGAGUAAACACUCCCAGCCUGGUGUUUGCUUAAUAUCUUUGCGCAGGGUUAAAUGUUUAUUGAAACAUCCUGACCCAGAUGUGACCAGAGAUGGGGAGGGCGCGGGGGGGGGGGUUGGAUCCAUUCCUUGCCAGCUUUAAGUGACAGCUUUGCUCCAGAAAAUCAAAUGCCACCCUGGGAAAAAGCUAGACCCGUGUCAGUUUCAGAAGGGAGCCUGGAGGAGUCUCUCCAACAAACAGGCCUCAACAUGCACCAAGGGUGGGUGGGUGAGCGUUGCUGGAUAAUUGACACUGUUGGGGGAUCGUGGUGACACACACAGCGUCAAAUUGAGGCCACAAGCUCACUGACAGGGCGAUGGGAGCAACUGACAGUCAGGAAAACAAGGGUUGUCUUCUGCGUGUUGACCCAGCACUGAGCUGACAACCGCAGUAGGAAGCAGAAGGCAUUCCCACAGGCCAGCUACCUCUUACACAGCUGCGCAGCAGCCAAGGAAGAAAAAGGUACUCUUGGGGUCACAGAGAGAUCCCUCUUCAGGACCCCUUCCAAGGUAGUGCCGUUUUUUGGUGCUCCUUUUGAGAUUCUGAGGGCUGCAGGGACAAACAUGGCAGCAUAGCUAUUUGAGGGCAGUGGGGGGGGGCACGGCUGUGUGGCUUCCAUAUUAUUGUCCAUGCAAACUGUCAAGUUCACGGUGAUGGCAAAGUAGAACCUCCAUGUUCAGGGGCAGCCGGCGCCACUUACUACUGGUUGCUGGGGGGGGGGAGGCAAGCAAUGGAAGAGGGCUGUUGACUUCAAGUCCCAGGAUGCAUCUGGCUCUUCUUGUGUCCCCACUUUCCCACCAACUCAGGAGAAUCACAGAGCAUGGAGUCGUAGCAAGCAUAUACAGUGGUACCUCGGGUUACAGACGCUUCAGGUUACAGACUCCGCUAACCCAGAAAUAUUACCUCGGGUUAAGAACUUUGCUUCAGGAUGAGAACAGAAAUUGUGCUCCGGUGGCGCGGCGGCAGCAGGAGGCCCCAUUAGAUAAAGUGGUACUUCAGGUUAAGAACAGUUUCAGGUUAAGAACGGACCUCCAGAACAAAUUAAGUUCUUAACCCGAGGUACCACUGUUCCGUAUUUUUCCAUGUGUAAGACUAGGUUUGUUUCCUAAAAAAUAAUGUCAAAAAUUAGAGGGUGUCUUAUACACUGAUACAUCCCCCCCUCAUUUUCUUGAAUCUGAGUCCCCCAAAAUAGGGGGCGUCUUAUACAUGGGGGCGUCUUAUAGACGGAAAAAUACGGCACUUACUAGAGUCAAAGACAUCCUCUGGGACUGCAGAGUCCUAGGCCGACUUUUUGUGUGGCAUCUCUCUCUCUCUUGAUGGUAAUGUGUAAUAUUAAUUCACCUAGUUCAACAGGUUGCAGAGCCCAUCAUACUGCAUUUGGGCCCCUCAUCUCUGCUCAUUAUGCUGAGUAGGACCCUGAAUGUCUGCCCCCAAGUCUUACCCUGAUGGCACAGGAAGGUGUGGAGAGGGCAUUGAUGUGGCAACAUCCUUGUGAACACAGGAGCCAAAGUAGCUCAGCUGGGAGAGCAUUAGACUACAAAUCUGAAGGCCCCCUGGUUUGAUCCCAGGCAAUUUUGCUUGGCAGGGCCCUCCUUGAUGCGAAUGGGCUAUCUUUCAGUGACACACUUUAGGUGUCAAAGGCCCUGCAUUACACCCCUGGCAUCUCAAGUUAAAAGAGUUGGGGGCAGCAGGUAGACAUGGGGAUCAAUUAGGUUUGGUCCACAUUUUAAUGCACGCAUGCUUAACGCACACUUUCUGGAAGAAUACGUGAAGGAAAGCAGUCAUUCUUUGAAAUUCACGCUUCUCCAAAAUUUGCACCGCAGUUCUGCAGCCAAAUAAUGUGUACAAAAAUGCAUAUACCAGAGUAAUGUGUGCUUAUUAAUGCAUUUAAUUAGUGAAAAUAUAAUACGCAGAAUGCAUAUUAGGAAAACAGCUAGCAAACAUGUUUCUAGUAGGUAACGUUACAUAUGAAGAUGUGUGUAUUAGGAGAGAUUUGCACUAAAAUGCUUACAAAUUUAAAAAAUAAAUACCGUAUUUUUGCUCUAUAAGACUCACUUUUUCCCUCCCAAAAAGUAAGGGGAAAUGUGUGUGCGUCUUAUGGAGCAAAUACAGGCUGUGCAGCUAUCCCAGAAGCCAGAACAGCAAGAGGGAUUGCUGCGCAGUGAUCCCUCUUGCUGUUCUGGCUUCUGAGAUUCAGAAUAUUGUUUUUUCUUGUUUUCCUCCUCCAAAAACUAGGUGCGUCUUAUGAUCUGGUGCAUCUUAUAGAGCGAAAAAUAUGGUAGACCACAAGCCCAAUGCAGGCUUCAUCCACACCGUAAGUACAUUUAAAGCACAUUGCUCCCCCCCCAAAAAAAAAUCCUGGAAACUGUAAUUUGUUAAAAGUGCUGGCAAUUAUAGCCAUGUGAUGGGGUAAACUCUAGUUCCCAGGAUUCAAGGGAGCACUUUAAAAGUGUGCUAUGGGUGUGACUGAAGACUGGAAAACUGGAAAGCUGAAAGAAGAUGAACUUAACAGGGUAUUGGAAAGAGCCCCUGCCUGAGAGCCCGGAAAGCUGCUACCAGUCAGAGUACUAGGCUCGAUGGGUAAAUAACCUGUCAUGCAGACUGGCAAUUAGUUAUUUUUCCCCCUUGCUAAUAUGAAAUAUAUUACCGUUUCCCUCCCACACUCAAAACCAUCUAAAAUAGCAUUUCAAAGCAGAGGUUGUUCUAACUUCAGAUGUCCUCCUUUGCCUCCUCAACUCAGCCACCUGCUCUGAGAUUACCUACCCAAAAUAGUCCCAGCUGUGAUCUUGUCUGAUCAGCUUCGGCUUCCAGUUAGUCUCUCCAAGAGGAAGGCAGAUAGAGCAGCUCAACAGCUUCUUCCUCAAUCUGCUAGCUUUAUGGUUUCCUCCUUGAAUUCAUGUCUACCAGAUAUUCCCCUUUUUUGCCCUCAUUGCUUCCUCUUGCACUUGCUUCCAGCAUGUAUGGUUCAGCUGGACGUCUUGAUUCCCAGACCCGGUUUCUUCUGGCUCCCAAUUUCUUUCCAUCCUGUGGUCCUCCAGAUCCCAGCCUGCUUACCUCUUUUACUUUCUGUUCCUGGUGCCAAGUCCCUGUCCUUAUCCUCCUUCCCCAGAUCAACAUGAAGCCCAGACUCAAUCAGGCUCAUUCUCCCCACCCUAAGUGCAUAUAAAUAGGGCCGGUCCUACCAUUAGCCAGACUGAGAAAGCUUCCUCGAGCAGCUGGUUCUGGGAAAUGGGGAAUGAUACUGAGAUGCUGGAGGAGGACAGAGCCAUAUGGGCCAAUAAUAAAUUAUUAUUAUUGGAAAUUUUUAAUGUCUGACGCUGUCUUGUUUUUAAUAUUUGGUUGGAAGCCGCCCAGAGUGGCUGGGGGAAACCAGCCAGAUGGGUAGCGUAUAAAUAAUAAAUUAUUAUUAUUAUUAUUAUUAUUAUUAUUAUUAUUAUUAUUACAUGGCCUGCACAUGCUCUGCAUACCCCUCAAUGAGCCUGCUGCUCUCAGCAGGAAGACAUUGGGCUCAUCCACACUUAGUUUUUGCCCCAUGCUUCCUAGGCACAAGUCUGCACUUUAAAGCAAUUUUCUUCCUCCUGGCCAGUGUGGUGUAGUGGUUAGGAGCAAUGGACCCUAUGGAGAAGGGAGAGGAGAGAGAAAAGGAGGCAUCUAAGGAAAAGAAAUCAAUAAUAAUUAAGGCUCCAGGCUUCAUUUAUUGAUUCUCUUUAUAUUCCACCAGAGAACCAGUGUGGUGUAGUGGUUAAGAGCGGUAGACUUGUAAUCUGGUGAACCGGGUUCGCUUCCCCGCUCCUCCACAUGCAGCUGCUGGGUGACCUUGGGCUAGUCACACUUCUCUGAAGUCUCUCAGCCCCACUCACCUCACAGAGUGUUUGUUGAGGGGGAGGAAGGGAAAGGAGAAUGUUAGCCACUUUGAGACUCCCUAGGGUAGUGAUAAAGCGGGAUAUCAAAUCCAAACUCUUCUUCUUCUGGCAUUUCCCCCAUGAAAACCCAUUCUGAAUCAGAACAAACAGCAAUUUGAGUUUGGUCUGAUUCAGUGACAAAGAGUGAGUUUUUAUGGGGAAAGUACCAGGGCAAACACACACACACACAGAGGACAAGGAGUUUUAAAGUGCCAGCCUGUGGCUAGAAAUGCAGCAACAAAGGAAGUCUGAAGGAGACGCAUUGUCCCACUGCCCCUGCUGAUGUUAAGAUUCAGCUGCUGGUCCAAUUUGCUUCUGAAUAUACAAUGGGAGGAAGACACCAUUUUGUCCUUGACUUCUUGUAGCCAGAUGUAUUGGGACCCCCCCCUGCAUGUAAAUGAGCCUGACCGCAAAAGGAUGCUUCACCUGAAACUCAGGUUUGGUGACAGGUGCUCCUUUUAUGACUUUUGAAACACCAUUUUCGACAGCAAACUGGCGCUUAUUCCGGAGUAAAUGUGCUCAGCGUUGGGGCAGCAGGUACAAACUCUGUUUUAUUCCUGUAGUCAUGACGGUGCUCUGAUUUAAGUGAGUUUAGAAAGGGAAGAGCGUAGAAGCAAGCUGGAAUGGCGGCGAGAGAAGGCAGAAUAAGUGUGAACUGUGAAUCACAACUGAAAUAUGCAUGAUUGUCUAAAGUCCAGGGUCUCAGUUUUGCUUCUGUGUUUGUCGAAUGCUAAGGGGCUUCCGUUUACCACGCCACAGGGUAGUCUGCGCUCUGGCCUCAAAUCACACAUGCAAACGAUUUCGCCUUCUGAUACUUCCUCUUUGACUGUACAGAGGGCAUAGCACAAUCACUGCCUACGCUAAGAUUUCAUCUAAAUUACAAAUGCACAGUGGUUUUAUACCACUUUAAGCAGUUUGGCUUCCCGCAGGGCAUCCUGGGAGCUGUAGUUUGGCGAGGUGUUUUCCACAGACCUACAAUUCCCAGGGUCCUGCUUUCCAUAGGCAUUCCAUAGGCAUCUUGUUGUCCAUUGUAAGAACAGGACGCUUAACUAAAUGAGCCGUUGGCCUGAUACAUCAGGGCUCUUAAGUUCCUAUGGUUCUCUGGGAAGAGGAGGUGGUGGUCUGUAAUGUGAGCAUGCCUGUGAGUGCUGUUCAAGAAAGCCCCUGCUGUCCUGGUGUAUGCACAGUGUACAGUGGUACCUCGGUUACAUACACCUCAGGUUACAUACACUUCAGGUUACAGACUCCGCUAACCCAGAAAUAUUACCUUGGGUUAAGAAAUUUGCUUCAGGAUGAGAACAGAAAUCGUGCUCCGGCGGCGCGGCAGCAGCGGGAGGCCCCAUUAGCUAAAGUGGUGCUUCAGGUUAAGAACAGUUUCAGGUUAAGAACAGACCUCCAGAACGAAUUAAGUACUUAACCUGAGGUACCAUUGUACAUUAUUGUAGUGCACAGGGAAUCAGGCCUGCGUGAGUACAAAGUUUAGAAUGGUUUCUCUUCUUAAAAAAAUUAUGUGCACACUGUGUGCCAAAGUGUGAGAAAAUAUUUUGUGUAAUUCAUUUUUUGAGAUACAAGCCAAGAUCCCCAACUGCCUUGAGAAGGAAACACUUUCUGAAUCAUAACAAUUAUGCUCCUUGGGGUUUGUGUUAUCAAGCGAAUGUUUGCUUUCCAUACUUCUGCAAACAGAAAAGGAUUUCCAUUGUAUCUCCUCAAGAGCUUAUUAUUUUACUGUGUGUGUGUGUGUGUGUGUGUUUGUGAUUAUACCAGAAAUGCAAGCGGGGGGCGGGAGGAGGGAAGGAAAACAGUUGUGUGUUCUGGUUUGCGCCUCUGAAUUGAUAGAUUUCUCACCUGCCAGAGUGUCGGAGGGGGUGGGGAAAGGCCUAGCGGAAAGUGUGCACUUUGGGGGUUGAAAGGCAACCAGUCAGCCAUGCAAACCCUUGCAGGGUGACAAACUCUUUUCAGUGGAAAGUUGGCUCAGUGGACAGUCCUAGUGACUCAUCUAAAAAAAGUCCUUUCCAACUAACUUUGGAGAGGUAGUGUGAGUGAAGCUUGGCAGGUUCUCAAAAGAGGGCUCAGCUCCUUUGUGAUCUGAAUAUCCGUGACGGGCUGUUGCCAAUAAACCCUUUCAAAAUCCCUCAGCAAACUCUCGGGGGCUUUGGACAUUUCUCCUUGGUUAACGUUGCCUUUCACUGUGGUUUUUGAAAAAACCUUGGGUGCCUCUGAAGUUUAUCCAAGGUCUGAAAUAGCCACUUCCUUCAAUGUCGUGCCCAUGAGAUGUCGCUGGACUACAAUUCCCACCAUCCUCAAAGCAUUGGCGAUUCCAGCUGGGGGCAUCUGAUGGGAGUUGGAGCCCAACAACAUCCUGGAGGGCACCAGGUUGGGGAAGGCUGGUCUGAAGAUGGUACGGGAGGCAGCUGCCUUACUUUAUUUAUCCAAUAUUUACAGAGAGAGCCUCUUGGAAUAAUGGUGUUGUCCCGAGUAAUCUCCACACACACCCUUCUCUUCCACUUCUCCUUUCAUCAACAGCACCACCCCCACUACGGUUGCCACUUAGGGUCAUCCGUCUCUGAGUCCUUUGGUCUCCUACUUUUAAGGUUCACCAGGUUCUGGGAGCUUGGGAAUUGUAGUCCCAAACAUCUGGAGGGGGGAGUUUGCCUAUGCCUGCAUUAAACUGUUGCAGACUAACUCUGAGGUAGACGGAAGCAGCAGAGCACAACUGUUAAGACUGUUCUAUUAACUGCCAUAACUGUACCAACUGAAAAUAACUGCCACGGAGUGUUUGACAUCAUAGAGUUCUACAGCCCUUGCAAUCAAUUCUUUGCAUAUGCAUUUUGGAUGCUAACAUCCCACAGGUAUCACAUUUCUGAAUACAUUCUCAAGCAGGCAGAGCCAUUCUGACAACACCACCUCAUUCUGUCGCAAGGAUAGACCAGGCCAGAGUCAGAGGUCAUAUUUGCAAUCAGUUUUCAGCAUCAGUCCCAGGGAGAGAGACAUGAAAUAACAGGUUAAAAUCGGGCAGGCGUGUUUAUGAAGACUUCUGACAAUUGUGGACAGUAAAAUUACGGGGCACGUUAUCUUUCCUCGAUAACCAUUAAUUGCCCUUGAAGCUUGUCGGCAGGUGAGACCGUGAACGUGCUGGAGGUGAAGAAUGAAAUCUGGCUUGUGUUUAAAUCACUUCUCUUUAAGAACAAACUAAUAAUAAUAAUAAUACAUGCUCCCUUCCUCAGUUCUGGAAGGCAUGUGCCAACAUUUCUUAUCUCAUGGUAAGAAUCGGCCCCUGACAAGAUGCAGAGCAGGGAGGAGAAAGACCUCACACCAAUUUGAAGCUCCCAAAGCAAGAUUCCUCCUGACUGUCUAUCAUUCCUAUGACUGCCGUGGUGCUUGGUGCAACACACAGAACAGCGAUAAGCAUGUUUCUGUGGUGGAGGAAGCCAAGAGAGUGGGAAGGAGUUGCAUCUCAGUUGCUUCAGGAGCCAAGGUUUUGCAGAGAGAGAGAGAGAGAGAGAGAGAGAGAGAGAGAGAGAGAGAAUGUCCUCUGUCUGUGCCAUCAAUCUGCUUGGCAUUAAUUUCCCUUGUCUGUUCUUAAGGUUCUCAUGAUCUCAAGUCCUCUAGGACAUGCUGAUUUUCCUUGUAAGAUUUAAAUGCAUUCCCCCUCUGCAAUUGCACUUGCAAGUAAGACAUCAGGGGUCCCUUGAGUCUGUGCCAGGUGGAAAGCUACACUCCCAGUACGCUAUCUGGGAAGAGCCGACCACACAACAAUUUGGUUAAAUGGUGUUUAUUAUAAAUGGGGGAAAGGAUCCGUUUCCCCAAAAUAUAACCCCCUCCCCUACAAAGCAGUAUUCUUUUCUGGAGAGAUGAAUCAACACUGCUGUCUCUUUUUCCUUGUCCCUGCUGAUAAUACAGAGUUGCCCAAGUGUUCUUCUGAGCAAGGAUGGCCAAAUCUGACAGUUUUUGCUUCUCCCCAUUUCUCCCCCCCCCAAAAAAAAAUUCAGCUCACUUUUAAACAUCAGCUUGCACUUUCUUCUAAGUCCUCAUGAACAUUUGUCAAAAUAUGAGUGUGAAUUUCUCCUAAUAGUAAUGCUUGCAUGCAGUUCUGCCUAAUAUCCACAUUUUCUGCAAGGCAUUUUCUUCCUAACAGAGUGCAUUUUGUAUGUUAUUUUCACUAAUAUAUGCAAUUGCAUGCAUACUGUACCCUAGCAUAUGCACUUUUGUGCUUGGCUGAAAAACAGCACUGAAAAAUUAAGAGAAGAGGGGAUUUUGAACGAUGGCUGUGUCUUGGUCUCAUAUUGUUUCAGAAAGUACAAAUUAAAUGUGGUCUGAAUCAUAUUUCUCUCCCCCCCCCAUCCCUACAUCCCAUGCUACUCCCCGAUGUUCCAAAGACGGUUCAGAGAUAAAUGCACAAUUUGCUGGUGAUUCUGUCAAUGUCAACUGUAAACUUACUUAAUUCUCUGGAGACGAAUUCUUUAACAGAAGAGGCUAUUGCCUCAUACAGUGGCUCCAGAAAGAUAAAUGAAGAAUGGAGUGGGGGGGGGCUGUGGCGGGAGACUAUGUGAUGAUGAGCAAGUGAUGUUAAGUGAAGAUAAAUGCUUCUGGCCCAUUUCUGCAAGGUGAAAGGUACAGACGCCAUCUGUGAUCAACAGGACUCUGUAAGAGAAUACCUUUUAAAAUUUCUGCUUCACAUAUCUGCAGGCUGGGGAAAGGUGGCUGGCCAGAGAGAGGCACAGAUUACUAUUUCACAAGAUUGUGGCAACAUGUUUUACAUAUACAGAGACAGAAGUGAAAUAGAGAGGCAGAGAGAGAGAAUAGGCAGAGAAAAUUAUUUGUGAUAAAGGAGCUGGACAAUUUGUGACAUCCAGUUGUGAGAAUGCUUGGAUUGCAGAGUGAUGAGAGUGCAAGCAUUGAUUUCAAAAAUUAUUUGGUGGGCUAGAGCAUCAGACAGAGAGCUUGCUGGUGAAGCUUAUUCACUGCCAUAACAGUCAUGCUGUUUUAAUAGAAACCUUUUUUAUUAUCUGUGAAAUGCCAAGACAUGGGUCACCCAUGUUUUGGGACCUAUGAGCUCAUGUGUGAAACUGUUGUGAGCAGGGGUGGAAGGAUUUGUCAACCUUGGUUCUCUCAUUUUUCCAAUUUUAAAUCCAGCUUUUCCACAUUUCUGCAGCAGUUUGUGGUUGGUUGGUUUUAAGCAAAAUCCUCACGAAAAUUAUCCAGUGUGUUAGUGCUAAUUUCUCCUAAUAUACACAUUUUUGUAUUCAUUUUUGCCUAAUACACGAUUUCUUGAAAGUAUAUUUUCCUUAAUACUUAGUUUUCCCCUAAGAUAAUGCAUGCUUGUAUGUUAUUUCUUAUAAUAUAUACAUCAUAUGCACUGUUUAAUAUAAUAAUUUGUGUACAAAUCACUUGCAUUGCAAAAUUCGGAGGAGUGCAAAUUUCAAAAGGUGGGUGUUUCCAUUUGUAUAUUGUGAGAAUUAGAUUUGCCUUUAAAUGCAAACUGAAUUCAACUUCUCCUGCAUCCCUACCCACUACCCCACUUGUUACAAUUCAAUUUCUUCCCUGUUUCCCCAAACAACUGGUCUUAUGAAACAUACUGAAGCAAAAGAGCAUUAAACAACAUAACAAAACAAGUUGAAUAGAUACAUUAUCUAUCAUGUUACGCGCCCAGAUUACAUUCUCAGAUACUUCCUUGAGUAAGAACAUUCUCACCUCUUACUUACAGUUCCCCACAAAUGUCUUAAUUAUGGUUCCAUGUGGCCCUCUCCCAUAAACUCCAAAUUCCUUAGUCUGCCAACAUUUCCUGCAAGAGUAUUUCCCCUUUCCACAAUGCCCCUGAAUUACUGACAUUCCAACAUGCCUAUAUCCAUCUCUGUGGUGUCAUAGCUUUGUUUCAUCUUUGGGAAAUUUUCUGUGCCUAUGAAGUUGGUACUAAGUUAAAAAAAAAAGCUUGUGAGGUUGCUGAGGAUUCCCCCUCUCUGCUUCCCAACCUGUGCAUCUUAUAAUAGCUCCUGAAACUGAUCUCACAUAUCUUCCUGUGGUGCACGUUCAGUCUUUCCCCAACCCAUUCAAACACUACCAUCCAUACAUCUGGGCAGCAUUUUCCACCACCUUUGAGAAUUUCCUGGUUCUUUAUUCUUUUUCGUUAUCUGCGCUGAACUCUGCUACAUUCUUUGCAACAUCAUCAUCUGAGGAGCCUUUUUGGUUCUGGGUUUCCUCUUCUCUCUUCCUUCACACCACCAGCAGCUUUAGUACGUUUCGGUGUCCUGUCUUGCUCAUUUCCCCAGAAACAUUUGUCAUUACAAAGACUGGCGAGUUUUCAAAUGUUGCCUUAACAACUUUUUAAAUAUCUUUCUCCCAGUAAUCUUCCAACUUAUUUCUUCUUUCCUUUUUCAGAAAAACACAACCACCUGUUUUUAUUUCUGUCUUUUUUAAAAUCCUGAGUUGCAAUUCUGCUUUUGUUUCUCGCUCUUUAUCUGUGUCUACCCUUUCUUGCUUACAUAAGCUUUGCCAUUUUCUGUGAUGACAGUCUAGUCAAUAAUUGGGCAUGUGGUUGUUCACUGAUUUUCAUCUUUCCCUAAGGAGACAAUAUAGGCUGGCACUCUCUCCCCAAGUCCCCACAAACUACAGUUUUGGAGAACAAUACAUCCAUUGUUAGUAGCUCCAUCUAUGAAGUUCUUGAGGAAGAGCUUAGCUUAGAGCAUGGGUAGGCAACCUAAGGCCCAGGGGCCGGAUGCGGCCCAAUCACCUUCUAAAUCUGGCCCGCAGACAGUCCGGGAAUCAGCGUGUUUUUACAUGAGUAGAAUGUGUCCUUUUAUUUAAAAUGCAUCUCUGGGUUAUUUGUGGGGCCUGCCUGGUGUUUUUACAUGAGUAGAAUGUGUGCUUUUAUUUAAAAUGCAUCUCUGGGUUAUUUGUGGGGCAUAGGACUUCGUUUUUUAAUUUUAUUUUCAAAAUAUAGUCCGGCCCCCCACAAGGUCUGAGGGACAGUGGACUGGCCCCCUGCUGAAAAAGUUUGCUGGCCCCUGGCUCAGAUGAAUUUAGUUUUGAAAAGCACAAAGAUCAACAUAGUUUUGAAAAGAUCAACCAGACAUUUUAAGGGAGUGGUCUUCAGCGCCCAUCUGUGAGAAACUCUCUACUUGUUCUGAUGGAGCAUGAAAAGAGGUGCAGCACACCCAGGAGAUCAUUUGCUGUGUUUGGAGAAAUUGUUGUAAUUGUUUCCCAACAGUAGCUACCACAUAUGUGCAUAUAUUUUCAUUUUACAUGCAGUCUUGUUUUGUCAAUUAAUAAAUUUCUUUUAUACCAAUUUCACCAGGGUGUGUUUUUUUUAUGUGACUUUGUCUGUUGUUGUUUUUCCAUAUUUUGGGGGGCUAUGGGUGGUAUGCAACUAAUGCAUCCCAUUAGUGCAAGAAUUUCCACUUGUGCAAUGGGUCUUCCUGCACUCUCCUCCCUGCCAUGUGCCCUGCACUGUCCCCAGAUCUGCUCUGGAGAAUUGGAGGAAUCCCUGCAGCAGAUUUAUGGGGGUGGGGGAGGAGAGUGGGGAAGUCCCAUUGCACAAGUGGAAAUCCUUGUACUGAUGUGUUACUCAGCACUAAUAUGAAUACAACCCCUUCCUCUCUGUCUCAAUUUUUUUCUGGUGAUGGGACCCAGUUCCUAAAGUUGUCAUCACAGACUUAUCAAACGGCCCGUAAUUUUGAUAGUUGAGGUGUUUUGUAGUGAUGGGGCUUGUGUUUUACAUGGUUUCCUGGGUGUACAGCCUCCCUGAGGAUCCCUUUUAUAGGAUCCUGUCAAUGACAGAGGUGUAGGACACAAUUUGCCCUGGCCAGACUUUAGCCUUCCCCAUAUAAAUGAAUUCUAGUCACGAAUGGUGACUGCAGGAACUAAGAACCUGGCCUCUCCUACCUGCCAGCCAAGCUUCUGUUUUGUGGCGUGCAAGAGUGUGAUUCAUUCAUUCUCUGGCAGUGCUUGUCUGUUUAUCUAUCAGAAGAUCACACUAUUUGUGCAGUCAGGCAUCAAUGUUUACGGCAUUUUGCAGAAGAACAUAAGAUAAAGCAACAGUUUCUUGCCCUAAAGAGCUUACAAUGUGAUUUUUGACAAAGGUGUGAAGAGGAGGGAGAGAGAUGAGAGGCUGUGGGAAAGUAGAGGGUCAGUGGCGAGGCACGGGAAAACUGAGGAUCAAUGGGGGACACAGGGAAGUUGAUGGUCAAUAGAAGAUAUGGGGUGGGUUGAGAGACAGGGAAUAUUUGUGAGCAAGUAGAGUCAUAUAUACUUAUUCUAUGUUUUUGUUGUGGAUUUGAAGUAAGUGCUGGGCCAAAAACUUCAUAUAUCUCUGGUGGGUUGUCUAGAUGCACAUUGUUUACUCCUGAAUUAUUUACUCCAUUCAUUUGGGUGGGAAGGAGGCACUGGUUAUUUCCUUGUGUUGCUAGUCUUCCCAGUCCCCACAGCUUGGCAUGGGUUACAAUGAACACAUUGCUGGGCAGAAACAGCUUAAAACAAUAUAUCUUUAUCAAAACUCCAUCUCUCUGGAAUUGGCCAGCAACAAGAGAGUCUGAUGCGGUGAAAUGCAUGGGGUUAAUAUGGACUUGGGCACAAGCCCAUGGGCAGCUCCAUCAAGGACUGGAUGACAGACCACAGCAGCACCUUGUAAAACUGCACCCAAACCUCAGGGGAAUGAAUCUUCAGAUACGUAUAAAAUAAUGUUCAUUGGAUAUAAUUUUUGUCCAAGGAUUAGUGAGCCAACCACAUUGCCUUAACAGGCUUUUCGCUGGACGGCUUUGAAACUGGCAGAUGGUUUUAUUUCCUCCAGCCAGGUAUUUGUCAUCAGUUGCAAAAUGUUUAAAAUAUGUGUGGGUCAGUAGAAAUAUUUACAGAACAAUCUCUGGCAAAGACAAGGCAGUUUCCUGGUGCUUGCGUUUAAAACAGAGGCGAGAUGAGGGUGAAAGGGAACAGUGUGUAGCAGACUGGUAGAUUAGUGUUUUGCAAAACUUUUACUGGUGGUCCAGAUUCAAAGUUAUGACUUGAAAUGCCGCUUUCGACUCAAAUGGGCUUUGAAUUGAGGCUGUAAAGCAGGAAUUGGAAGACCACAGGCCUUGGGAUUGAAUGUGCUCUCCAAAGACUUCUGCCUGGUCCUGAGGACGCUCCCCAGUCUAUAGCCUACUUUCCAGGCCCCAUUUCUCCUGAAGCUACACCUCUCCCAGGCCCUGUUCCUUACACUUUGAAUGCUUUGCCUGGCUGGAAACUGUCCUCCAGCUGUGAUCGUGCUUUUAGCUUGCCUGGAUGGAAGAUGGACAGGUGGGUGGGUGGGGCUGCUCGAUGUAGAACCAUCUGAUCUUGUGCAGUUGGCAGAUAGUAGUCUAUUGUACAAAGGUAAGAGUCAGAUCUGUGGCUCUGGCUGUGCCUAGUGUUGCCGCUGGCCACACCCACAGCUGGCAUUCAGCCCCUUGGGAAGGUUUCCCAUGAGGGAAUGGAGUCUUUGGGCUGAAAAUAGCUCUCCAGCCCUGCUGUAAAGCCGGGACAAUCCAGCAGGAACACCAUUAUGGGAGUGCAAUCCUUGGACCAUUCUCAUACCACACAAUUACUUCUCAAAAAAAUGUCUCUGUCUCUGGUCAGCUUACUAGUUCUCCAUUGAUAUCUGAAGGGCUGUACUGUAGACAGAUAUUUUGUGGCAAACGGUGCAUAAAGGUACAAUAAUAAAAAGUUAAAAUUAAAUUGGCCUCUCUCACCAUACAACUGGCAGGUGGAAAGGCCUGAACCCAAUACCUUAAACUCAUAUGUUGCCUUCUAUCAGCCACCAGCAACCUGGUACCCUCCAGAUAUUCUGCAGCAUAGCCAUCAACCCCAGCUCUUUCCUGUUGCCUGGUACCUGAGACCCUUUAAACUGGAGAUGCCAUGAAUUGAGCCCAGGCCCUUCUGUGUGUGCAAUGUUGGUGCUUGACCACUGGGUGACAUACCCUCCCCUCAGGAUUGAAGGUGCCGGGUUGAACUCUCUGAAGGGGGAAAUUCAUAAACAAGGUGCCACCUCUGGCAGUGGAGGCCUCUGUUAAAAAUUAGCUACCAUUAGAGAUCUUGCUUAUACCUGCUAAAGGCAAAGAUCCUUUUGUUUGUUUGUUUUUUAAUAUAAUUUUUAUUCAGUUUUCUGUUUUACAAUUUAAAGUGCAUCCUUAAGAUAUCAAGGACUUCCCUUCUGCUUUUUCCAAGGUUCAUUUUACAUAUCAUAAAUCCCUGCAUAUUUUACAAAAACUAUACCGUUCAGCAUUCCAUCAUUACAUCCAUCAAAACUUACACUGUUGAAUUUAUCUUAAUGCUGCCAGCGUUUUCAGCUGUACACAGUAAUUUCCCAUAUAUUCAAUAAACGUUUUCCAAUCUUCUCUAAAUGUAUGUUCUUCUUAUUCUCUUAUUCUAUAUGUUGUCUGCAAGCUGCACAUAUUCUGUUAAAAGGCAAUAAGCAGCGUUUUUAUGUGGAAUGGCACAUAUCUGUGUUUCCCCAUUUCUGCUCACUACCUUCUGGGUCUGUGGCUCGGUGGUAGAGCACUUGCUUUCCAUGCAAAAGGUUCCUGGUUCCAUCCCCAGCAUCUCCAGGAAGACCUGGGUGAGACCCCUGCUUGAAACCCUGGAGAGCAGCUGCCAGACAGUAUGGACAGUAUUGAACUAGAUGGGCCAGAAUCUGUAUAAAUCAGCUUGCUUCCUGCAUCCAACCAUUCAAGUUGUUUAUGUUUUGAUAUGGCUUUAAUGAGAGAGGGUGAAGCUGGACUCCUCUGAAAAGGAACGGGACUGUUACCUGUUUGAUUAGUUAGAACUUGGUUGGGAAGGAAGCACUGGUUAUCAGCUCAGGUAUGCCUACCGAUUGCAGUCAAAGCCCUGCGCCGCGGAAAUUGCUGCCGUCAAUGGAUUUAUCAAUAUUUCCUUACGCCCAUAAGCUUUGAUACAGUGUCAAGUCAUCGCCGCCAAAUACUUUGCAUGUGAUAAAGCUUACCUGUUUCAGAUACAGAAGUGAGUUGUGUUUCCUUGUGACUCACACUAUCGCAAGGCUUCAGAGUGGCUUCUUGGCUGACUGCCGGGUUGAUUAUUCAGAGGAGGUUUUAUAGCAAGCCAUGGGCUCAGACCUCACAAUUUGCAAUUGUUUUAAUUCGCUAGAAAAGAGAGAGGAAGGAAUGGUCAGGGUAUGUCUACACUGCACAUUUAAUCCAGCUUCAAACUGGGUGCAGGGGGGACAUGUGGAAGGGAGCAAGGGGAAAUUCUAUUGCACAAGUGGAAGGUGUUCCACUCAUCCAAUAUUUGAAGCACCGAGAGAGAAAAAUAAUUAUCAUCUUCCCCUCCCAGGUUCUGCACCCGAGCAGCCCCCGCCCCCAACCCGCCCCUAUCAAGGUGUCCGUGUCAAAGAGCCCGUAAAGGAACUCCUAAAGCGAAAGCGUGGCAGUGUUCAGAAUGCAAACGUGGCCAAUGCUGGGGCAGCGACGACGGUAAGAAGAGCUGUGGGCAAAACCACAAUUUGUGGGCAAGAUCCUCUUCCUCUCUGAAUCUCCUUGUUGAUUCAUAUGGGUUUCCAUCAUGAUGUCACCUACGCCAAGCUUGGUGUCUUAUGCUCAGAGCUGGCGGGCUAAGCAGAUCUGAAAUCGAGCUUUGUACAAAGCUCAAGUGGCAAAAAUCUGAUUUUAUAAACUGAGCCAGGAGAAGCAGCACUUGCAAACAGCUGAAAUGAAAGGUGGCCUGUUGUGGGGCAGCGUGGCUUGCGGAAUUCCCACCCCACUCUUUCUGCCCUUUCGUUCUCCAAACAAAAGCCUUUAUUUGAUUUGGUCAUAAGAUUUCUUACCCACCCUUCACCAUCAGGACCCGAGAUGGGUUCUCACAAUAUAAUACAGUUACAAGAGCAAGUAAAACCAUUAUUAUUAUUAUUAUUAUUAUUAUUAAUCAAAACUGAUGAGGUGGGUCCCGCAAAACAAAACACCUUAACUGUCAGAGGCCAGGGUAAAGAGGUGGAUCUUCAGCGUUUGUGGUAAGCUAUACAACAAAGAUUCUAGACAAACCUCUGUCAGGAGGAGUUCCACAACUGAGGUGCUGCCACAGAGAAAGCCUUCUCCCAGGUUGUCAUUCCCUGCUCUUCUGAGGGUAGCAGAAUGACCAAGGCCACAUCACGCCCUGCAUUUAAAGCAUCGUGGUACCACUUUUAACAGCCAUGGCUUCCCCCAAAGAAUUCUGGGAGAUGCAUCUUGUUAAGAGCGGUUACAAUUCUCAGAGUGGUUUAAUAAUCAACUCCUCUUCACAAGGAGCUCUGGGGAAUGGGGUGGGGGGAGAGAUGGCUUUCUAACAACUCUCAGCACCCUUAACAAACUACAGCUACCAGAAUUCUUUGGGGGAAGUGACAUAAUGGUGCUUUAAAUGUAAGGUGUAUGGGCAGCCUAAGAGAGCUCCCUACUGCCCUGUCCAUAUGCUGUGCCUGAAAGCUCAUUAGGUGGCCUUGAAGUUUGAUCACAGUUUAAAUAUCACUGAAAUGAGUUUCCUAGUUGACCUCUGAGUAAUAUUUUCUCUGGUAUUUCGUUUUCUUAAAUAGCUGAUGUCAAACUAUUAUUUUCCUUUAGGUAUUUUUCCCCCAUCAGCCUGUCCCUUCCUAUUCACCCACUGGUAAGUGUCUCAGCAUUCUGUUCUAUUCUAUUUUUUGCUUUUGUUUCUACUUCUUUGCUCAUCUGUUUGUUUCUGACCUUCUCACAGCUUAACUCUCAAGUACAGCUGGGGGAGAAAUUCAGUUCGUAUUUAGAAGCAAACCUUCCUAACUGGCCUUUUUACAAAGCUAGCUGUGAGCCGAAACACAACCAUACUUUGAAAUUUGCACCUUUCCACUUUGUGCUGUGCAGAUCUCCCAGUCAAGUAAUGUGUUUCUAAAAAUGAAUAUUUUAGUGAAAAGAGUGUACAAAAUAUAUGCAGGGAAAACAAACGGUUUGCAAAAAAAAAAAAAAAAAGUGUCUAUCAGGCAAAAUUGCAUAGGAAAAUCUGUAUGUUAAACCUUUGCACUAAAAUGCUGAUGAAUUCUGAGGACCUUAAAAAACAACAACCCUAAGUGGAAAUGACUUAAGAUUGGAAAAAAUGAGAAGCUGAAACUAACAGAUUUGCCUCUCCCUACCUUCAAGACUCUCCUCUCUCCACAGGCCAAGUCUGCACAGAUUCGGAUUUUGUCACUUCUGCACUGCCAGUGAUGGAUGAUGGGUCGCUGUAUUCCGGGUGGUUAACACAACCUUCUCCAGCCUCUCUGCAGCCUUUGACCCAGUGGACCACCUACCCAGAUUAUGUCUCCCAUGAAGCUGUCAGCUGUCCUUAUUCAGCAGACAUGUAUGUCCAGCCCAUGUGCCCAAGUUACACACUCGUUGGAACAUCUUCCGUGCUCACUUAUGCAUCUCAGCCACUGAUCACAAACUUUGCGGUGAGUCUGGCUGGGUCACUGCAAUGGACCAGUUCUACUAAUUUCUUACAGUUUUAUUGAACAUGAUUUAUAUACCUCCUAACAACACUGGGACAUGGGUGGCGCUGUGGGUUAAACCACAGAGCCUAGGACUUGCCGAUCAGAAGGUUGGCAGUUCGAAUCCCUGCGACGGGGUGAGCUCCCGUUGCUCGGUCCCUGCUCCUGCCAACCUAGCAGUUUGGAAGCAUGUCAAAGUGCAAGUAGAUAAAUAGGUACCGCUCUGGCGGGGAGGUAAACACCGUUUCCGUGUGCUGCUCUGGUUCGCCAGAAGCGGCUUAGUCAUGCUGGCCACAUGACCUGGAAGCUGUACGCCGGCUCCCUCGGCCAAUAAAGCGAGAUGAGCGCCGCAACCCCAGAGUUGUCCGCGACUGGACCUAAUGGUCAGGGAUCCCUUUACCUUUACCUUUAACAACAACAACAGCCUCUAGGUGGUUUAACUUAAAACAAUAUCAGCCAUUCAUAAGAUGUCACAGAUAAAAUCAGCAAACUUUAAAAACAAAGAGACAAGAAAAUGAUCAAAAUAUUGAUGAAAAGCAACAGUUUUAAAUACAAAUGACCUUGACAGAUUAGAGAACUGGGCCAAAACAAACAAGAUGAAUUUUAACAGGGAGAAAUGUAAAGUAUUGCACUUGGGCAAAAAAAAUGAGAGGCACAAAUACAAGAUGGGUGACACCUGGCUUGAGAGCAGUACAUGUGAAAAGGAUCUUGGAGUCUUGGUUGACCACAAACUUGACAUGAGCCAACAGUGUGACGUGGCAGCUAAAAAAGCCAAUGCAAUUCUGGGCUGCAUCAAUAGGAGUAUAGCAUCUAGGUCAAGGGAAGUAAUAGUGCCACUGUAUUCUGCUCUGGUCAGACCUCACCUGGAGUACUGUGUCCAGUUCUGGGCACCACAGUUCAAGAAGGACACUGACAAACUGGAACGUGUCCAGAGGAGGGCAACCAAAAUGGUCAAAGGCCUGGAAACGAUGCCUUAUGAAGAACGGCUAAGGGAGCUGGGCAUGUUUAGCCUGGAGAAGAGGAGGUUAAGGGGUGAUAUGAUAGCCAUGUUCAAAUAUAUAAAAGGAUGUCACAUAGAGGAGGGAGAAAGGUUGUUUUCUGCUGCUCCAGAGAAGCGGACACGGAGCAAUGGAUCCAAACUACAAGAAGGAAGAUUCCACCUAAACAUUAGGAAGAACUUCCUGACAGUAAGAGCUGUUCGACAGUGGAAUUUGCUGCCAAGGAGUGUGGUGGAGUCUCCUUCUUUGGAGGUCUUUAAGCAGAGGCUUGACAACCAUAUGUCAGGAGUGCUCUGAUGGUGUUUCCUGCUUGGCAGGGGGUUGGACUCGAUGGCCCUUGUGGUCUCUUCCAACUCUAUGAUUCUUUGAUUCUAUGAAAUACACAUAAUAAAAUUAUAUUUUUGGUUAGGCUAAGCAAUGAAGCUUUUAGCAGUUGUAGAAAAGGGUGCAACGAAGGCACCUGCUUCAGGGAGUUCCAAAGAGAAGAUGCUGCUACUCUGAAGGGGCAAUUCUAUUUUUACAAGUGCAGAGCAAGCAAUGUUUGGCAGUUGCAAGAAUGCCAGUUUCAUAGAUCAAAGUGGUCAAGUGGGAUAAGGUGGUCCUUCAAGCAAGCUGGUGUCGGGCUGCUGAGGGCUUGGUGAAAUAUUUCCCUCAAGAUUGCACAUUAAGUAUUGUUGAAAUCAAGUAUCAUUGGGUGACAAAUACACAUUGUAUGCAAUAUCCAGUAAGCAUUCAUCAGAUAUUUAAAUAUACAGCGAAUGUUUGACAUCACAAUUCUCAGAAGACCAUCACAAAGGGAUUAUUUUCCUGAUGCAAAUCCUCUUCGACUCUAAUUUAAGCACAGGCUGUUAUAGAAUUAAGCUUCCUCAUGUGAGAAGUAAAAAAUUAAGAUCAUUGUGUGCACCUCGGGGGGGGGGAAUGAGAGAGAAAGUGAGAGUAUAGUCAUCAGCUUAGUAUUGGCUUUGACUAGCAAAGAAUCUCAUCGCUGCGACUGGCAGCUUCUGAAUUGCUGUAACUGAAGAGUGCCAUAAAUUGCAUUGUUCUGUCUUGCUACCCAAAAUAUCAAAUAUCGGAUCUGAAUAUUCGCAGGGAGCACCUGGAGCCUUUUCUUCCUGGUCUGUUUCCACACAAUAUUUUUACAACAUUGUUUGUAGCUAUAUUUCAAAUGCCAUGAAUAAUUAUUUUAUUUGAUGGUUUUCAGGGUGCUUUACAGUUGUUGUUUUUUAAACAACACUUUGCACAAGACCAACUGUAUAUAGCAAAAGCAGCACUGAGGCCUAUUUCCCAGCCAAAGACCUGAUCACCCAUUGAUUUCAGACAUGAUCAAGAGGGACAGUCUGCAGAUACUGGGCUGUCUUCCACACUGAAGCCCACGGGGCUGGAAUUUCUUGCAAAUGUAGUUGUUGCUGUCAGAGAUCAACACGGCCUCAUGCUAUGUGCCACAGCAAAGUGGGAGGAACUUAGAUCACAUGUUCUGUUCUUCUCUUGUAGAUGCUUCACUCAGCUACGGGUAUGCACACCUCCACAAAUGAUUGAUCCAAGUUAAUGCCACAAUGCCUCCAUUAAUUUCUAUAUGGGGAAGGAAGAGGCAGCAUCCCUAGAAACAGCUGAGGGGAGGGAGGAAUCUUGUUGCCCCACAGCAAGGAGCCUGUUAGGGAGCCCUGGGCUUGCCGAUCGGAUCGGAAGGUUGGCGGUUCGAAUCCCAAUGACGGGGUGAGCUUCCGCUGCUCGGUCCCUGCUGCUGCCAACCUAGCAGUUCAAAAGCAUGUCAAAGUGCAAGUAGAUAAAUAGGUACUCCGGCGGGAAGGUAAACGACGUUUCCGUGCGCUGCUCUGGUUCGCCAGAAGUGGCUUAGUCAUGCUGUCCACCUGACCCAGAAGCUGUACGCUGGCUCCUUCGGCCAAUAAAGCGAGAUGAGCGCCGCAACCCCAAAGUCGGCCACGACUGGACCUAUUGGUCAGGUGUUCCUUUACCGUUACCUUUAAGGACCCUGUUAUUCCAAGGGUGCCUAGUAGCAGGUGGGCUUCUUGACCCAUCAGCCAUGUUAAGGAAUCCAGCCUAUUUCCCACCAUGCAAGUUAACAAAUACAUAACUCUCCCAUUUGUAUGCAUGGGGAAGAGGAAGGUUUUCUGUUCUGGGUUGGGAACGAACACACAAACUGAGGCGGUUUCUGGUACAGUUUGGAAAUCCUCGGAUUUCUCUGCCGUCUCUCUUGGCAGGUCCAGAAGUUGAGAACCUAAGAAAGUAAUGCAAGGAGAGUUAAUUGGGAGUAGGCUGUAAGGCUCAAAGGAAGCUGUUUCAUACCAAGGUCAGACUCUUUGUCCUUCCAGCCCAGAGUCAACCACACUGGCUAGCAGUGGCAAAGAUCUUUCCUGUCAACACUUACUUGACCUUUUCUAAAACUGGAGCUGCCAGGGAUUGAAUGUGAAACCUUCUGCAUGCAAAGCAAGUACUCUGCCAUUGUUGUUGUUUCUCUCUCCUCCCAGGAUUUCAUGGCAUCAGUUAGCAGAAUUUAUUUAUUCAUUAGCCCUGGGCAGCUGCCAUGGUUUUUUGCCAACUCCCAUUUUAUCCUCCGGCAAUGUCCCCCAUGAAGCAGGUGAGGUUGAGAGUGAGUGAUUGGCCCAGCAGCAGUUGGUGGGGUGUGGGGCAAAGUCACAGAGCCCCUCCUGACGCGAACGGCAUUACUGUUUAUAUGGAUGAGGCUCAGGCAGGCUGCUGCUUCUUUAGCAGAGUGGCAAUGAGGUUAGAGCCAUGUGGACACAUAAGCAUGACAGAAUUAUUUAUAUGACCUUUGCAGACUAAAAAAGAAAAUCCAGUGAUAGCGGAUUCUGCUCUUAUUUGCUUGUGCAAUUUCUGCUCCUGAGCUGUGGGUGAGCAAGCAAAUUGUGGCAAUUUCCAUUUCUGAUGGUAUCCUCCCAGAUUCCUAGCCAAAGGUCGCCUAGGGAGCUAAUGGCUGAUUGGAGAUUUGAACCUGGGUCUUCCCAAUCCUAGGCCAACACUCUACUGCAGGGGUGCAAAACCCAAGGGCCUCCAGAUGUUAGAACUCCCAUCAACCUUGACUACUGGCCCUCUUGGGUGGGCCUAAGGGAGUUGGAGCUCAACAACACCCACGUUCCCCAUCUGUGGCCUAGUUACUCAACCACACUGUUGUUGUUGUUUAGUCAUUUAGUCGUGUCCGACUCUUCGUGACCUCAUGGACCAGAGCACGCCAGACACUCCUGUCUUCCACUGCCUCCCGCAGUUUGGUCAAACUGAUGCUGGUAGCUUCAACAACACUGUCCAACCAUCUCAUCCUCUGUUAUCCCCUUCUCCUUGUGCCCUCCAUCUUUCCCAAAAUCAGGGUCUUUUCCAGGGAGUCUUCUCUUCUCAUGAGGUGGCCAAAGUAUUGGAGCCUCAGCUUCACUAUCUGUCCUUCCAGUGAGCACUCAGGACUGAUUUCCUUAAGAAUGGAUAGGUUUCAUCUUCUUGCAGUCCAUGGGACUCUCAAGAGUCUCCUCCAGCACCAUAAUUCAAAAGCAUCAAUUCUUCAGCCUUCUUUAUGAUCCAGCUCUCACUUCCAUACUGUAUCCUUCAUUAUUUGUAAUGGUUCAUUGCUAGUUUUGCAGUUUUUUGUCUGGAGGAUUUAAAUCUUGACCCUUGUUUUUGACUUAUUUAUUUUUAAUAAAUGAAUGGAGGCAUCAUGGCUGGGGCUGGUAAGAUCUGGAGACCCACAAAAUCUGCCCCCCCCAAAAAAGUUUAGCCUCUCCUGCUCCAGAGAAACACAAGUGAUGGGUCAAUCUGUUUUUUCCUUUUAAUCAAACAGGCAAGACCCACUUCCACACCAGCUGUUGUGCCUCACUUGGAUGUCAUGGACCAGCAAGCUCCUCUGAGCUACUUCCCAUGGACUCAGCCAAUUUCAACAUUACCAGCACCGUCCCUGCAGUACCAACCGGCUUCAACCACCCUCCCUGCACCCCAGUUUCUGCCUCUUCCCGUUUCAAUCCCAGAUCCGGUCCCCGAGGAGCUGGAGGACUCAAGGAAGGAAAUGGGCACCCUGACCAUCGAGAAGCUUCUUCUGCAGGAUGAAAACAACGGCACAUACGAUCUGAGCAACAGCCUCCCAGUUGAAGGCCUUUAAAGUCAGAGUUUCAGCAUACAGGGAUAGCUUGAAACGUCUCAAGUCUUUGUGGCUCAAGGACAACCCAGCUCUCUCUCUCUCCAUCUCUCCUUUGGGUGUGAAAACCCGGUUUGUCUUCUGUGUGCUGAGCCCCUUUCCAUAUUGCAUAUGCAGAGAAAUGGCGGUUUAUCGGGACAGUUCUUCAGCACCCGAGUUUAGGCAAAAGAAAUACAGCAGCCCAGCCCCACAAGUAGGAAUACCACACUGUGAAUAGGCUCUUUCCUUCUAGAUGGUGGAAUAAAGCGCAGAAACAGGGAAACAGUGGUAAGGCAGGCCACAACAACCCUAUUUCAGCUUAAGUACAACCCGGGGAACCCCACAGCACCUUAAUUCGUAUGGCUAAGCACCCAUCCAGUUCCAUGGGUGGCUCAGGAGGCCGCCAGGAAUUCUGGAAUUGAAUAGGUGCUGCUUAUGGGCUCCUCUAGAAAAGUCUUUCAAGGGGGCAAGAAGCAGACGGGGACAUGUUUCCCUUGCAAGGUGUGGCUCUUAGCUUUGUGCUGUAGGCUGAAUUCAACUGGGGGUUUCUGUGCCCAUUCCCACUCACACCCCUCUCCCUCCAGGCAAGCAAGUGACAGUUGUCAUACUCUAAGAAGAAGUGCUCAAGGAAGGUGUGGAGUGUUGCUAGCCUAAGGAGAAGUUGUGGUCUGGGCAGAGUCCCAAGGGGCAGACAAAGAGGCCUGGAAGGCCACAUUUGACUCCUGGGAUGGAAGUCCCUCACCUGUAGAUCAAGGGCUUAUCCACACUUUCAUCUGUGCUGCAAUUUCUAUUGGUCCAUGAUUUGUAGGCACGGGUGGUUUUUUGUUUUGGUCACACCGCUGCGUUUCCCGAGCAAACCCACUGUUUAUCACUGGAUCAGAACAAGCAGAAGUUAAUAGAAAACCUGGUGUUUGUUCCAAUUCAGCAGUAAAGCAUUGGUUUUCCGGGGGAAGCAGCAAGAUAAUAAACCCCCAAAACUGUUCGGACCUGUGCCUAGAAAUCAUGGCACAAACAGAGCCCCAAGUGCUCACACCAGCUAUUCACAACCUGGCACCCUCCACUAUAACUCCCAUCAGCUGUGACCGUUGGGAUGUGUUGACUCAGGAUGAUGGGAGUUGUAGUCCAAAACAUGUAGAGGGUGCCACGUUUCCCUCAAUCCGUUAAAGACGAACAUUCUUCUGAGAUUUGCUCAGCCCUUACGAAACCUAUUUAGAAAUAUCCUGUCAUAGUAAGUGUCUUUUGUCAAUUAUCUCUUGAAACUCUGGAUUAUCACAAGCUAUUCAGGGUACAGCCAAUAAAAAAUUACAAACCCAAGUUAGGCAUGUCCAUGGAUACACUUUUUUAAAAAUAUGAAGUUUGAAUGUAGAGUGCACCUUCUGUGCUUUAUUACACCAAGAUACUCAGAGUGCCCCACAGAAUGUCAGUAUUUUCCAGGAGAGAUUUAAACACAUAGCCGAGCUUUAGGUUUGUGUAAUUAAAAGUGUCAUCCUAGCACCCCAAAUCCACGUUUGAAAAAAAGACUUUUUGCAGCUUGGAAAGUGACAGGCAAAUGUGGGACGGGUGGCUGACUCACAGCAAACAGCCCACAAGCAAAUAAGGAUGAAUGCAGGAUGAACGUUUGCUGUCGUAUAACCACCCUGUAAACAAAUCAGAAAGUAUGCUCAGUAAAGUAUGCACAGAGUUGUCUGGAGGAGCUCUCCGAGUUCUUUGUAUAUAAUAGUCAGGAUAAACCAAUGAAGAUGACGGAAAGGCAAGCUGGGUCCCUGCUGUUUUUGAAAUCUGGCUUGUUGUUAUAUUUUAAAGAAGGGAUUCGUGCUGGGUGCUGUUAUUUCUUUAGGCAAAAAUCAUAAUAAAACAUAGCAUUGAUGCAGCACA
Molecule: messenger RNA, 31649 nt
Organism: Podarcis lilfordi (Lilford's wall lizard)
Lineage: Eukaryota; Metazoa; Chordata; Lepidosauria; Squamata; Lacertidae
Source: the annotation of a GenBank genome assembly